AUGGCAGAGACAACCAAGGUCCGGCUCCUGCGGGGCUACAUCUACGCGGGAGAGCUGCGGCAAUUGUCCCCGACAGACACUGCCGUCGGCCAGGAGCUCUCGCUCCAGCCAUUCUGGCAGCCACAGCCUCUGGUGGCCAAGCUCAACGAUGUGGGCUCGUUCCAGCUGCAGGAGCAGUUCGCCAUCAUCAACGAUGAGAAGUUUCUGCUGAGCGUCGAUCGUCAGCAGCUGUUGAUGGAGCUGCGUCCGCUGGGCGGUCUGGUGAGGCUGCCGCUCCAUCAGUUCUACAUUGCGUACAGGGAUGCCAGCAUCACCAAUCAUCUGUGCAAGGGGAAGCUACCCGUCAUCUCCAUCGAUGGCUGGGCUCCCAUUGUCCAUCCGCAGACGCAGGCGCAGCUGGGCGAGCUCAAGGUGCUCCUUGCCAUUGGCAGCGAGUCACAGAUUGCCCAAUUGAAGCAGCAGCGUGGCUUUGACCAGGACAACAAUCAAGUGCCCACGAGCAGUCGCACCACAGAUCUGCUGGACAUGCUCCAGAAUGCACUGACUGCGUCUCCACCACCCGCGAAAGUUACUACUGGCGCUGGGCCAAGUCCGCCUAUAGCUGGAGCAGCUCCCUCAGCGGCCAGCAAAUUCAGUUUCGACUUGCAUAUUGUGGGAGCAGCCGGAUUGCCUCUGAAUCCGGGCUAUGGGAAAUCGGGCAAGAAGCAGGCCAAGCGUCAGGCUGCAGCCAAACAGCGAUUCCCACCCAACGAAUCGCCCAACACCUAUGUGACCUUCCAGGCCCUGAACAGCAACAGUCCGACGUACAAGUCGCACGAGGGUCUGGUCUAUGCCACGCCCGUUGUAGAGAAGUCCACCACACCGCAGUGGCGGACCAAGUUCCGGGUGGAAGUGAGCCUGGAUUACCUAAACAAUCCUCAGAAACUCUUCAUUCUGAAGCUGUGGAAGAAGGCUGCCAUCAAUGCAAGCGGCAGCACCGAACCCACUCCGUUGGAGGAUGCCAUCAUAGGGUUUGCUGCAUUGAAUCUCAGUCACAAGAAGCCAGGCGGCGAGCCGGCUUUUCCCAGUGGAUGGCAUAACAUAGUCGAUUUUAAUGGGCGCGUGACCGGCGGCCUCGAGGCUCACGUGGAGCCACUGCCACCGCCCGGAGGCACCAGCAUGGAUACUGUGAUAGAUCAAUUCGAGCAGUCCAUGGAGCUGACACACCUUCAUCUGGGCCAGGCCAUCAAGCGAAAGUACACGGAGCUGGAACAAAUCUCACAAAGAUUGCGCACACGUCUGGUGGACGUCACGGAGGAGGCUCUGACCUCUCCGGAGUACGAUGUGGAUGCAGCACUGGAUAACUGGAAGAUGGUAGAGACGGAUGGGUACGACGACGAACUGGUGGCCGAUUUUGAGCGGGCCCUGCGUACACCCACGCCCCCCAAUUCGCCACCGCCCACCGCACAAAGUCCAAGUAAUGAAUCUGGCCGGGAAUAG
Messenger RNA from Drosophila persimilis, 1479 nucleotides. RefSeq lists its product as uncharacterized. Gene Ontology annotation, cellular component: centriole; centriolar satellite. NCBI's taxonomy places the organism in Eukaryota, Metazoa, Arthropoda, Insecta, Diptera, Drosophilidae. The transcript is spliced from 3 exons. The record is from RefSeq and is a predicted model, not a curated record. Bases 1 to 1479 code for a protein of 492 amino acids. Gene Ontology annotation, biological process: cilium assembly; centriole elongation.